Messenger RNA from Paramecium octaurelia, 1351 nucleotides. The record is from the annotation of a GenBank genome assembly. Lineage: Eukaryota; Ciliophora; Oligohymenophorea; Peniculida; Parameciidae.
AUGAAAUCGAUGCUUCAUCUUUUGCAGAAGCGAGGUUCAAUGGUGUUGAUAGAGCCGUAAAAAUUUAUCAUAUUUUUUAGCAUCAAUGAUGGAAUGGAUAAAGUGUAAGAGAAACAUCAGGUUGUUCAAACUUAUGUGGAACAAGUGAAUCCUAAAACUGCUAUUGCAAUAGAAAAAGAGGUAUUUAAUUAUGGGAGUAAAUUAGGAGGAAAGAUUAAAUUAGAGAUAUUUUCAUUUGAUGAAUUAACUUGAGAGAUUAAAAUUUUAAAUAGUAAAAUUAGAGGAGAAGAAGAAAUCAUAAGAAGAGUAAAUAAAUUGAUUACCAAUGAUAGUCUUGAGAAUCAUCCUUCGGUUAAGGAAGUGGUUGGGGAAUUACACAAGAUAUCUAAAUAUGAAAAGGCUUUGAGUGAAAACCAUAGCAAAAUGGUUGAUGAGAUUAAAUUAAAUAAAAUGACUAUUAAUCAGUUGAAAUAGACUGUGUACUAAAAAAGAAUAGAAAUAAGAGAUAUUGUCAGGGAUUCGUUCAGAAUCCAAGAGGAGAUGAUUAGAAUAAAACAAGAGAAAAGAACUGUUUCCAGUAUAUAUAUAGUUCUUAAUAAGUUGACAGGAAUAGUGUUGAUAUGUUCUUAACAAUGCCAGAAACUUCCAUUCCCAAACCAUAGAUCUUACCGUCUAUUCCAUUAAAGUAGAAAUCUAAGAGUACUCUACUCCACAUUAUGAAAAAUGUGCAGUCAGAAAACCAAUAAGAAGUAUAUAUGAAUAAUAUAUUCUUUGAAUAGAAAAUUAAUGAUAUUGUGUUUAUCUAUCGUCAAGUUUAGGAAUUAAGAUCUAAAACAUAAUAAUCUACUCGUUUCAUUUAGAAAGUCACAAAUAGAUAUUGUUAAAUUAGAAGUUUAUUAUCUGAAUGUGCUAGUAUUUCUAUUUAAAGUUUCAAAAACAAGUAGAAGAUCACUAAUAAAAAUGGUUAUGCCAAUUCUAUUUAUUUUGAUGUAAGUACUCUCAAUAACAGUAAAAAUGAAAGCAGCAUCAUUAAGGAAAGGAAAAUACAAAACAUUUUGUAUGAUACUUUAUAACAAAUAAUGAUUGAUUUGAUAGAUUCAUAAUAAAAGACUGAUUUGAAUGGGUCAUCUAUUGCAGAUUCAAUGUAUGUUAAAUCUAAUAUUUUAGAAUUCGUAAUUCAGUAAGUUAGGAGUAAUUCAUGCAAUUCACAUCAGUUUAAAUUUUAGGUUUGAUGGCCUUGCAACCUAGAUUGCUGACAGAAUUGUUAGGAAUAUUCGAUUUAAAGCAAAAGUAAGUUGGACUAUUGUGCAAUAAGACUAGAUAAUUGCAGAAAUAAUUAGAUAUUCCGUGA